Messenger RNA from Lolium perenne, 2310 nucleotides. RefSeq lists its product as uncharacterized. Gene Ontology annotation, biological process: carbohydrate metabolic process. Gene Ontology annotation, molecular function: phosphomannomutase activity. NCBI's taxonomy places the organism in Eukaryota, Viridiplantae, Streptophyta, Magnoliopsida, Poales, Poaceae. Gene Ontology annotation, cellular component: chloroplast stroma. The record is from RefSeq and is a predicted model, not a curated record.
AUCCAAAAUAAGGCUGGACCUUUGAGAUGUUCGAUUAGAUCCACACAAGUAUCCACCAACACAACUCCCUGCCAUCCUCUCCUCGUGCUGGCCGCCCACGCAUAGGCACAGAAAGGCCGCCCCCUCCCGCACGGGCACGGUUCCUCCUCCUCGCAUCCAUGGCCGCAUUAUCAGCGAAGACCAUACAAAAUGCAUUCUUGGCAAAAGAUGGUCCACGGACUAGGCACAAUACAAGAUAUACCUGUGACUUUUGUGCCCUCAAUACCCGCAGCAUGCAUCCCGUCCAGGGAUGUAGAUUAACAUUGGCUGAUACUUCAGCCAAGUGGUUAAAUACCAUAUCAACAGCAUGGAUUAGCUUCGGUAAACAAGCGAAUUUUAGCUGCAAUGCUACUCAAGGUACCAGUGCUGUCGCAUCCACAGAGAAAGUUGAUUUUCUUAAGCUCCAAAAUGGCAGUGAUAUUCGUGGUGUUGCUAUUGCUGGGGUGGAAGGUGAGCCUGUCAAUAUCACCGAGCCUGUCACAGAAGCUAUAGCUGCUGCAUUUGCUGCAUGGUUAUUAAACAAGAAGAAAUCAGAUGGAUUGAGACGUUUAAGAAUCUCUGUUGGGCAUGAUUCACGGAUUUCUGCACAUAAAUUGCAGAAUGCAGUUACUCAUGGAAUUACUGCUGCAGGACAUGAUGUUCUACAGUUUGGAUUGGCUUCAACACCAGCAAUGUUCAACAGUACACUUACCGAAGAUGAGAUGAAUCAUUGCCCAGCUGAUGGAGGCAUAAUGAUAACAGCGAGCCAUCUACCCUACAAUCGGAAUGGUUUCAAGUUUUUUACGAGUGAUGGUGGUCUAAAUAAGGCUGAUAUCAAAGAUAUACUGGAGCGUGCUUCUAGAGUAUACGAGGAAUCUUCACAUGGUGACAAACAAGAACAGACUGGUGUCGUGACUCAAGUGGACUACAUGUCACUUUAUGCUUCCGAUCUUGUCCAAGCAGUUCGUAAAUCUGCUGGAAACAAAGAGAAACCACUGGAGGGACUACACAUAGUUGUUGAUGCAGGGAAUGGAGCAGGUGGCUUUUUUGUGGAUAAGGUACUCAAACCAUUAGGAGCUGUUACCAGUGGUAGCCAAUUCCUGGAGCCUGAUGGUUUGUUUCCCAAUCAUAUUCCGAAUCCUGAGGACAAAGCUGCAAUGGAAGCCAUUACACAAGCAGUGCUUAAUAACAAGGCAGACUUAGGCAUCAUAUUUGAUACUGAUGUCGACAGGUCAGCUGCUGUUGAUUCCAGUGGCCGUGAGUUAAACCGCAACCGAUUGAUUGCUUUGAUGUCUGCCAUAGUUCUUGAGGAGCAUCCAGGAACCACUGUUGUGACUGAUAGCGUGACAUCAGAUGGACUGACUACAUUUAUUGAGAAGAAGCUUGGAGGGAAACAUCAUCGAUUCAAGCGAGGAUAUAAGAAUGUAAUAGAUGAGGCUAUUCGUCUGAAUUCUACCGGCGAGGAAUCACAUUUGGCGAUGGAAACAAGUGGUCAUGGAGCACUGAAAGAGAAUCACUGGCUCGAUGAUGGAGCAUAUCUUAUGGUUAAACUUCUGAAUAAACUUGCUGGUGCCAGAACAUUGAAUCCAAAUAUCGGCAGUAAAGUUUUGACUGAUUUGGUUGACGGCCUUGAGGAGGCUUCUGUGGUAGUGGAGAUAAGGUUUAAGAUUGAUCAGAAUCAUGCAGAUUUGAAAGGAGGAUCCUUCCGUGACUAUGGAGAAUCAAUCUUGAAACAUUUGGAGAAUGUGAUCAGUGAAGACCCAAAUCUCCACAAAGCCCCGAAGAAUUACGAAGGCGUUAGAGUUUCUGGAUAUGGUGGUUGGUUCUUGCUGAGGCUAUCCCUCCAUGACCCAGUUCUUCCCCUUAACGUUGAGGCACAAAGUAAAGAUGAUGCCAUUAAGCUCGGACACUCGGUGCUUGCUGCUGUGAGUGAAUUUUCAGCAUUGGACACAAGUGCAUUGAGCAAGUUUUUGCAGCAGUGAAACGGUAGGGAUAUUAAAUCAUUGAUCGAAGCGCAGCCUUUGCAUGGUAUCUUGCUCGCCUGUGUUGAGCUAGAUUCCGAUAAGCACAGCAGUAUUAUGCAAAGAUGUGUUUCGAGAUAUGCAGAUAUAUACAUGACUUGGCUUCUGUUUGGUAAGGAAGUACCAAAUAGGGAAAAAACAGUUCUCCAUGUUUUCCAGCAGAUGGCAAAUCAAUUGUCAAGAAUCCAACAUACUGACAUGGCCGCAUGGAUGCUUUGUCCAUGAAUAUUUUGGAAGUUGCUCAUUUGCACAAGUAACAUUAUUUUUUGCA